AUUCAGUAUGAAGAAAAUGGUGAACAUGCAGUUUCUGCUUCGUCUGGUAGUUGGCCUGCUGAUUGUUGUGGUACUUUCUUUCAUGGGAGGAGCUCGACCUACCUUGGCUGGUCGAGCAAUUCUCCGUCGUGGUUUAAGGUCCCCUGACGAAGAACACCUUGUGCCGGCUGUCCGGAGCAAAUCUUUGAAAGCAAAGCAUGGAUGAGAGCGAGGAGAUGGUUCAUGGAAGUGGUAAUGGCGCGUCUGUUUUUUGUUUUUGUUUGGGUGUUCUUCUUUCUCUCGUCCUUAAAUUGCAGCUUAGCAGAUAUUCUUUUACGCCAGAG
Linum tenue is the source of this 323-nucleotide messenger RNA. The record is from the annotation of a GenBank genome assembly. Lineage: Eukaryota; Viridiplantae; Streptophyta; Magnoliopsida; Malpighiales; Linaceae.